UAGCCAAAGUGGCAAAUCAUUUUUUGACGCACUCAAGCUGGGCUGAACUCAACGCUCGUGCACGCAGGAAACUGGGCGGCGCCCGCAUAUAAAUUCUCGGCCAAAGCUCUUCUCUGGUCCUGCGCUUUCCAUCUGCUUCCACCUACAGUUGUCUGCAUUUGUGUAAAUCCCCGCCGGAACCAUGCCUUCAGAACUGGAACGCGCCAUGGAGAUGCUGAUCAGUGUCUUUCACCGCUACGCCGCCAAGGAGGGCAACAGCAACUCCCUGAACCGCGCCGAGCUCAAGACCCUGAUGGAGAGCGAACUGUCUGGGUUUCUCAAAUCCCAGAAGGACCCUGAUGCGGUGGGCAGUAUCAUGAAAAGCCUGGAUGACAACCGAGAUGGGGAGGUGGACUUCAAGGAGUUUGUGUCCCUGGUGGUGGGGCUCUCCAUCGCCUGUGAGCAGUGCUACCAGAUGCACCUGCUGAAGCAGAAGGGCAAGAAGUGAAGGAGGAACAAUGGAGAGACAGCGUUAACUUUGCAGGAAGCCAAAUAAACACUGACCAUCCUCAGAACCUAUAGCCGCUUUUGCUUUUUUUGUGUGUGUGUCUCUGUAUCUGGAUUUCUGUGUGCCACUGUCUGUGCUUCUAUGGUAGGGGUGUGAAAAGUGAUCGAAUUGCAUAUGUAUUCUCAUUCACCACGAACAGCCGUAAUCACCUUGCAUGUUUCUUGAUGCUUCUGUGUGCAACCAAAAAGUAUCGUCACUAGAGUUAGAUUUUUUUUUCUUCUAUAUUCUGUUGUGUUUUUAUACCUUGUGGCACGUUGAAGAUCAAACGCUUUUGUUAGCCUUAGUGGUAGCAGUCAUGUAUAGAACGCCAUGUUGAAUUGUGUGCAUGAGAUCAUGUAGUCUUUGUCACAGAACAGUGGAACAUUCUACAACCUGCUUUGUUACACUACACCUAGGUGCAGACUGAAAUAACCCAGCAGUGUUGGGAGAGAUGAUUGUUCUGUUUUUCAGAAACUGAAUAGUGCAGAUGUAGUCACCUGAAAUUGUGCACAAUAUAGCUAUGCAUUAUGCUCUGUCUGCCCAUUUUUGUCAAACAAAGUAAAAUACGGCUUUGCACUUGG
This is a messenger RNA of Anguilla rostrata (American eel), 1107 nucleotides long. RefSeq names its product S100 calcium binding protein A10b (gene s100a10b). NCBI's taxonomy places the organism in Eukaryota, Metazoa, Chordata, Actinopteri, Anguilliformes, Anguillidae. The coding region runs from base 182 to 487 and encodes 101 amino acids. Gene Ontology annotation, cellular component: cytoplasm. Gene Ontology annotation, molecular function: calcium ion binding; calcium-dependent protein binding. The transcript is spliced from 3 exons. The record is from RefSeq and is a predicted model, not a curated record.